AUGGAAAUGGUUGAUGGUGAACCACCAUAUUUCAAUGAACAACCAUUAACUGCUAUGCGUAAAAUUCGUGAUCAACCUCCACCAAAAUUAAAAAAUCCACAUAAAACUUCAUCACUUUUACAAGGUUUUCUUGGUCGAUGUUUAGUACGUGAUCCAUCUCAACGAGCAACAGCUAUUGAUUUACUUGAUCAUCCAUUUCUUCGUCAUGCUGGUAAUCCAUCAUGUCUUCAAACACUUCUAUCACAACAAACAAUAGUUAAAGGAAAUUUACAUACAUCAUGA
Messenger RNA from Rotaria sordida, 282 nucleotides. Lineage: Eukaryota; Metazoa; Rotifera; Eurotatoria; Philodinida; Philodinidae. The record is from the annotation of a GenBank genome assembly.